AUGUCUUCCAACAAUCAUCAACUGCCAACGGCCAUUUCGGAGCAUGUUGCAACACUACGAGAAGAGGCUUCUCUCGGAGGAGAAGAUCAGGAAAGAGAAUCAUCAAAUCAACGAUAUUAUUCUCACAGAAAUGUUUUGUCGUCUCGAUUUGUUCGAUUUUUGGAUCGUCUAUUGGGGACCUCGCAUGAUUCACAAGAACAUGAGCAAGAUGAAGAUGAACAAUCAAGCACAAGUUCUCCAUCUUCCGAGGAUGAUCAUGACGGAGAAGAGGAAGAUGAAAUUAUUAACACUGAUGAAGAGUAUGAAACAGAGGAGGACGAUGAAGACGAAGAGGACGAUGAGGAACCUAAUGAAGAAACGGAAAAUGAUGAGCAAUACGAAGAGGAAGAUGAGGACGAUGAUGAAAAUACUUCAAAUUAUUCCACCAGCGCUUCACUGAACACCACUACCACCACCACCACCACCGAACACCAUCAUCAAGCACGUUUCACGAAUUUGCUAACUUGUACCAUCAUUACAGAGCUACAUAAGGCUCUCACUCACUACGCAAUAUCGCGAAAGCUAACUCGAAAAAUUGCAUCUUAUCACUCUAACAUGAUUGAGUCUUGUGAAUAUUUGUCGAACCUCAAGAAGGCCCUUGUGAUUGUUUUGACAGCCAAUUCAAAAUGGACACCAUUCAGUAUCAAAGAGCUCUAUGCGAAGGUCUUUCAUAAAUUAAAAGAAAGAUCGGUCAUGAGCACGUUUGAUUUGAGAGUGCUACACCUCGUUUUACAUAUUAUAUUCGAAAGUCCUAGGACACAGAAUCAUUCUCGAGGCAACAUUAAUUUUCAACAAGAUUAUGAUUUAUAUCACUACACCUAUCCAAUGAUCAUUGAAAUGUAUGAAUAUCUAUUGGAGGGUUUUAGAGAAAAGACAAUCACUCCCUCCUCGUUUGAACAAGAUUUUUCUGAUUUGAAUGGAUGUUUAAUGGUUGGUACGAAUAUGAAUUCAUCCACACUGGCUCCAGAAGAAUUUAUUCAAAAGAUAUUGCAUCACUAUCGAAAGAAAUAUCUAGAUGUUGCCUUAAUUGCAGGAGCUCGAAGAAUUCAAAAUGACAUGAUUUUGUAA
Naegleria fowleri is the source of this 1107-nucleotide messenger RNA. RefSeq lists its product as uncharacterized. The record is from RefSeq and is a predicted model, not a curated record. The transcript has a single exon. Bases 1 to 1107 code for a protein of 368 amino acids. Lineage: Eukaryota; Heterolobosea; Eutetramitea; Acrasida; Naegleriidae.